Molecule: messenger RNA, 1237 nt
Organism: Theobroma cacao (cacao)
Lineage: Eukaryota; Viridiplantae; Streptophyta; Magnoliopsida; Malvales; Malvaceae
Product: Zinc finger C-x8-C-x5-C-x3-H type family protein
Molecular function (GO): mRNA binding; metal ion binding
Source: RefSeq, a predicted model, not a curated record
GUUUCACAUUUCUUUUAUUUAAGACUAUAACGGAAUUACAAGGUUCCUUGCGGGGGAGCAAAAUUUUCUCUCCAAUUUCAGCCAUUUUCAAGUGCUCCUUCUGAUUGGGAAAUCCUUGUGCAGCAAGAUACUCAUCAUGGAGAAACCAAGAUCUCCAUCUUCUAAUCAAAAUACCACCGUCUACAACCAAAACUACGUAUCAGUAUCACCACCAUCGUCUCCGCUUCAAAACCACCACCGUUACCGCCAAGAUAUAGCUACCGACUUCUCUUCUAUGUACAACUCCAUUUUCCCACCAAACUCUCCUCUCCCUCAUUCCCUGUCCCUCACGCCUUCCUCUUGCUCUUCCUCGGAUGACCUCCACCUUAAUCUCAAGCUCACGUCAGACGCCAUAGCCACCGAGCACCGCCUCAACCAGGCUCGUCUCAUCCUCGAGUAUCGGCGACUAUGUGACCACUACGACCUUUGCUUUACUCGCCUCCAAGCUCUCAUUAGAGAGCUAGAAUCUCUGCGAAGAGAGAAUACCGAUCUUAGGACGGCCAACACUGAGUUGAUCAAGCUGUUGAGCCUGCACUCGUCGUCCCAAGCUGCCAUGAACAGAAACCUGCAACACGAAGAGGUAUCGGAUUUGAACGUGAAAAGAUGGGAGAGGAGGAGUAGUAAUGGUCAGAGGAAUUCGCUGCCGAAGAGCGUUUCAGUCAGGUCUAGUAGUUAUCUUAAGGUCAACCAACAGCAAGGUUCGAGCAACCAGCAGCGAGUCGUCAACCCAUCGCGGCGAAUGUAUGUGCCAUCUGAAGCAAAAAGAGAGUUAGAGAAGGCAAUGGAAUUGGAGGUAUACAAUCAAGGAACCGUUAAGACGGAGCUGUGCAACAAAUGGCAGGAGACAGGCACAUGCCCCUACGGCGACCAAUGCCAGUUUGCUCAUGGAAUCACCGAGCUACGUCCAGUUAUCAGGCAUCCCAAAUACAAGACCGAGGUUUGUAGGGUGGUCCUCGCCGGUCAGACAUGUCCCUACGGCCACAGGUGCCACUUCCGUCACUCUCUUACCGAGCAAGAGCGACUACUAAUUCCACGUUAAUUCAAAUUAUUCGGCUCAAAGAAAAAAGUGUAAAUAACCCUGAUGCUAAUAAAACCAGAAAUGUCAGCAUGAAAAGAACAGUAUCCAAAGUCAUAAUUAUGAUAUAAUAAUUUGUAGUGUUAAAUGAGUUUAUAUAAAUUCAGAGUGUGUGAUAGUUUU